Molecule: messenger RNA, 4845 nt
Organism: Lates calcarifer (barramundi perch)
Lineage: Eukaryota; Metazoa; Chordata; Actinopteri; Centropomidae
Product: obscurin
Exons: 21
Coding region: 166-4209 (1347 amino acids)
Biological process (GO): cell surface receptor signaling pathway
Molecular function (GO): transmembrane signaling receptor activity
Source: RefSeq, a predicted model, not a curated record
CAUGUGAAAUGUGACUUCUUCUCUAGCAGUCUUCUCUCUUUCUCUUUUUGAUGAAUUAUCAUUGGAAAGAAGAGGCCUGCAGGCAGACCGUAGUUUACUAUUUAGGGCAAAGUCGAAACAUUUCUCUUGCAGAGCAGAGUGACAGUGUCGGUGCUGGAUGUGAAGAUGGGGCACACUUUGCUCUGUGUGCUCUCAUUAUUCUCACUGAAUACACUCCUCUACGGAAAAGCUCAAGGACCCAAACCCACUCUAACAGCAUCCAGCACAGUUAUACCAGAAGGGGGCAGCAUCAUACUGACCUGCUUUGCAGAGAACUCUGUUGGUUUCAGAUAUGAGUUGUACAGACGUUCCUCAAACACCAAUGAAUAUCAGCCCAUUAAAGUUGAUGAAUCAGGACUAGUUUUCAGGAUUUCACAGGGAGGCAUUUACAGCUGCAGGGGAGGGAGACCAGGGACAGAUUCUGUCACACGUUACAGUGAACCAGUCACCAUUCAGGAAACUGUUUCAAACAGGAUCACUGUGACUCUACAACCCAACUGGUCUCAGAUAUUCAGUGGUGAGAUGAUCAUUGUCACAUGUGAGAUCCAGGGAGGUGGAGACACUGGGUGGACGUAUGAAUGGGAAACAACCAGCUCAAACAAUCCUCCAUCACAUGAAUACAGGAUCAACAGAGCUACUGUGUCUGACAGUGGAGACUACAGGUGCAGGGGUAAAAGUGACUAUUCCAUAACAGAGUGGAGUGAUAAAGUGAGACUGACAGUAUCACCCAAUAAACCCAGACCCACAUUGACAACAGACAGGACAAUUAUACCAGCAGGGGGCAGAGUGACACUGACCUGCUCUGUGGACGGCUCUGCUGACUGGAAAUACUCCUGGUUCAGACAUAUUUCACACCUUUCUCCAGCUGAUCCAGUGAUCACAGUCUCAGAGGAAGGUCUCUACCACUGCAGAGGUAGGAGAGAGGAUUCAUCGUUUUUCACAGAGGACAGCAAUACAGUCCGCAUUCAGAGAACUGUUUCAAACAGCAUCACUGUGACUCUACAACCCAACUGGCCUCUGAUAUACAGAGGAGAGACGAUCACUGUCAGAUGUGAGAUCCAGGGAGGUGGAGACACUGAGUGGAUGUAUGAAUGGACACUAGCCAAGUUAAACACACCUCCAUCACACAAUGAAUACAGGAUCAACAGAGCUACUGAGUCUGACAGUGGAGACUACAGGUGUAAGGCUAGAAGUGAAUAUCUCCUAACAGAGUGGAGUGAUAAAGUGAGACUGACAGUAUCACCCAACAAACCCAGCUCCACACUUAGAGCAGACACAUCAAUCAUACCAGCAGGGGGCAGUGUGACACUGACCUGCUCUGUGAUCAGAUCUGCUGGUUGGACAGUUUUUAAGUGGUACAGACGAUCCUCUGACUCUUCUGAAGCUCAGGUCAUAAAUGGUAUUAGAUCAGACCACAUUAUCAGGAUUUCAGAAGGAGGCAUCUACACAUGCAGAGGAGGGAGAGGAAAACCAGAGUUCUUCACAGAAGAAAGCAAGAAAGUCACCAUUCAGAAAACUGGUGAGUUCAGUCAUUUGUUCUGCAAUAAAACAACACACACUCUUUCAACAUGUUUAUCUGUUUAUCAAAUUAUAACUGGGUAUUUUCUCACAGUUUCCAAAGAGGUCACUGUGACUCUACAACCCAACUGGCCUCUGAUAUACAUCGAUGAGACGAUCACUGUCAGUUGUGAGAUCCAGGGAGGUGGAGACACUGAGUGGACGUAUGAAUGGAGACCAGCCAAGUUAAACACACCUCCAUCACAUGAAUACAGGAUCAACAGAGCUACUGUGUCUGACAGUGGAGACUACAGGUGCAGGGGUAGAAAGGAUUAUUCCUUAACACAGUGGAGUAAUGUCAUCACAUUGACUGUAUCAUCAGAUAAACCUCAGGCCUCACUGAGAGCAGACAGGACAGUCAGACCAGCAGGGGGCAGUGUGACACUGACCUGCUCUGUGAACCCAUCACCUGGUUGGAAAUACUUCCUGUACAGAGACAAUAAACUCUCUGAACCCCUGACCACACAUGAUGCUGCUUUUCAAACAACUGGAAGAACCAGUGUCUCACAGGAAGGACUCUACAGCUGCAGAGGAGGAAGAGGAGACCCAGUUUACUACACAGAAUACAGUCACUCAGUUAGCAUUGACAUCACUGUGUCAAACAGAGCUGUUGUGAUUCUGCAACCCAACGUCUCUGAGAUAUACAGAGGAGAGACGAUCACUGUCAGAUGUGAGAUCCAGGGAGGUGGAGACACUGAGUGGGAGUAUAAAUGGAAAACAACCACCUCAUUCAAACCUUCAAAUCAACAUGAACACAGGAUCAGUUCUGCUUCAUCAUCCCACAGUGGAGACUACAGGUGUAAGGGCAGAGUGAAAAGUUCACAACAUAGAACAACAGAGUGGAGUUCUUCAGUCAGACUGACAGUGUAUGACAAUAAACCUCGGCCUGUCCUCACUGUGUCUCCAUCAUGGCUGAGUCCUGGAGCCUCAGUAACUCUGAACUGUGAGGUUGAACAUCCAUCUGCAGGAUGGAGGUUCUACUGGUAUAAGACUGUUCCUGAUCUGUCACACAACUACUACAGCUAUAAGCUGUUACCUGGUAACAGCAGAGGGACUGAACAGGAUUCCUACAUCGUUCAUGGUCAGACACACACAGCAGGAUAUGUGUGUAGAGCUGGAAGAGGAGAUCCAGUGUUUUACACUGACAAUAGUGAACCAAAGUUUGUCUGGUCUGGAGAUCUUCAUCCAGCAGCGUCUCUCACAGUGAAUCCUGACAGAGUGCAGCACUUCACCUCUGACUCUGUCUCACUGAGCUGUGAGGGAAACUCUACUGAGUGGAGAGUGAAGAGGUUUAAUGAACAUGGCUACCAGUCACACUGCUCUUACUGGGGGAGAAUGACUGGAUCCACAUGUAACAUCCACCUUCACUGGCAUAAUGAUGCAGUGUACUGGUGUGAGUCUGGAUCAGGAGAAUUCAGCAAUGCAGUCAACAUCACUGUACAGAAUAAACCUCGGCCUGUCCUCACUGUGUCUCCAUCAUGGCUGAGUCCUGGAGCCUCAGUAACUCUGAACUGUGAGGUUGAACAUCCAUCUGCAGGAUGGAGGUUCUACUGGUAUAAGACUGUUCCUGAUCUGUCACACAACUCCUACAGCUAUAAGCUGUUACCUGGUAACAGCAGAGGGACUGAACAGGAUUCCUACAUCGUUCAUGGUCAGACACACACAGCAGGAUAUGUGUGUAGAGCUGGAAGAGGAGAUCCAGUGUUUUACACUGAGAAUAGUGAACCAAAGUUUGUCUGGUCUGGAGAUCUUCAUCCAGCAGCGUCUCUCACAGUGAAUCCUGACAGAGUGCAGCACUUCACCUCUGACUCUGUCUCACUGAGCUGUGAGGGAAACUCUGCUGAGUGGAGAGUGAAGAGGUUUCCUGAACAUGGCUACCAGUCAGACUGCUCUUACUGGAGGACAAUGACUGGAUCCACAUGUAAUGUGGGGCUUUACUGGUAUGAUACUGCAGUGUACUGGUGUGAGUCUGGAUCAGGAGAAUUCAGCAACGCAGUCAACAUCACUGUACAGAAUGAUUAUCAUUAUGGUAUUAUCCUGGUGAGCCCCGUCCAUCCUGUGACUGAGGGAGAGUCUGUUAGUCUUGGCUGCAGAUUCAGGACUGAAGAAAAACUUUCCAGUGUGUUUUUCUAUCACAAUGACAAACUCAUCCAAAAUGACACCAGACAGGAGCUGAAUAUCUCUGCAGUGUCAAAGUCAGAUGAAGGUUUCUACAAGUGUCAGUGCUCAGAAAGAAAGUCAGCACAGAGCUGGAUGUCAGUUAAAGUUGCAGUGAUGGAACCUAAAAGCUCUUCAUCUCCUGUGCUGCUGAUCGUUCUGCUGCUUUGUGGAAUAGUAUUGAUUAUUCUCCUGCUGCUGUGUUGCUGCAGAAAGUCAACAGAUCCAUGUUGGAACAGGCUCACCCAGUCUCAAAGAGAGAAUAAAGCUACAGAUAAAACUGUCAGCCAGGAUGAUAAUCAACAGCAAACAUAUUCCUCUCUUCUGCAGGGUGACGUUCAUGUCUAUGAGUCAAUCAGAGACUCUGAAAACACUGGAGAAGGUGACUAUCGAGUCUAUGAAACAAUCAGAGGCUCUGAAAACACUGGAGAAGGUAUUUAUGAAGAAGGUCCAUAAAGAGAUGAACAUCAUGGACGACAUGAGAAAACCAUAUUCAUGUAUUGGCACUGACAUGGCAGUGACGGCUUUAGAGAGAUUGAACAGCAAAUAUAAUGUGUGUGUGUGUGUGUAUUUACUUCAAAUGGUUAUGAAUACUUUUAUUUUUUUAGGUUUGUCUUCACAUACAGUAUCACUGUACACAUGUAUGUUUUAAGCCCAUUUAAAUGGUAUUCCUGCACACUCUUGCAGUUAUGGGUGGGGGGUUAGGGUAGGGCUGUUGAUUGUGACUACAGAGUGUAUAUAGUGACACAUGGUGGCAGUGCUGUGUAUAACAAGACAAAAUUUGAAAAUACACCUGUGAUUAUUCAGCUGACUUUAUUACAACCCAUCUGCUGUUAGUUACAAAAUGAAGAGCUAAAAACAGAAAUACAUAAUAAUAUAAAAUAGAAUAGAAAUAUAUAAUAUAAAUUACCAUCAUACAACAAUGUGAAGUCUCUCAGCUUAUAAAAGUCAACUUCUACAAAGUUGCCACAAUGCUGAUGUUUAUCUUAUUCAUAUUAUUGUAAAAUAACAAGUACAUCUUUCAUAUGUUCUUCUACAAAACUGCAAAAAAUAUUGUGUGUGGCAGUAGUUGUAUAAAUGAUGCCAAACGUG